GUCAGCCAGCAUUUCUCUGGGUACCCCCAGGCCACUUGGAAGGCUGGGCUCUCCCACUUUUGGGUCACCUACACUUGACCCUCCUUUGGCUCCAGGCUGGCUCAGGGUCCAUCGAGCAGAUUGGGGGGGUGGGGGGAGAGGGAGGAGAUGCUGGGCUGAAUCUGGGUGGAGGGUCCUUUUGGGCUAGGCCUAUCUCUUGCUUCCUGUCUCUGUCCCUAGCUCCUUCCUGAUCAGCUGCCUCUCUGUUUCCAGAUCCCUGUUCCCCAAACCCCUGCUUCAACAAUGGUGAAUGCCAGGUGACUUCCGAGGAACGGCGAGGGGACGUUUUCACCCAGUAUACCUGCACGUGUUCUCAGGGCUACAUGGGCACCCACUGUGAGACCCCUCGAAUCCCUCCCACAAGUGCUCCCACCCACAUCGAGACUCCUCCUCACCUGCUUUUGGAGUGCCUCACACCACUGGGCAUGGAGCAGGGCGCCAUUGCCGACUCCCAGAUCUCUGCCUCAUCUGUGCACUUGGGCUUCUUGGGUUUGCAGCGCUGGGGCCCAGAGCUGGCCCGCCUACACCUCACAGGCAUCGUCAAUGCCUGGACGGCCAGUAACUAUGAUAAGAACCCCUGGAUCCAGGUGAACAUGCAGCGGAAGAUGCGGGUGACGGGUGUGGUGACGCAGGGUGCCAGUCGUGCGGGGACUCAUGAGUACCUAAAGACCUUCAAGGUGGCCUACAGCCUUGAUGGACACACGUUCAGCUUCAUCCAGGAUUCAGAGAAAUUGGGAGACAAGGUGUUUGUGGGUAACGUGGACAACAACAGCCUGAAGAUCAACCUGUUUGAGGUCCCUGUGGAGGCGCAGUAUGUGAGGCUGUUUCCUGUGAGUUGCCACUGGGCCUGCACCCUGCGCUUUGAGCUUCUUGGCUGUGAGUUGAACGGAUGCUCCGAAUACCUGGGCCUGAAGAACAACGCCAUCCCUGACAGGCAGAUUACGGCCUCCAGCACCUACAAGACCUGGGGCCUACCCGCCUUCAGCUGGCACCCCUCCUAUGCACGGCUGGACAAGCAGGGCAAGUUCAAUGCAUGGACCGCCCGGACAAACAGCGCCUCCGAGUGGCUGCAGGUUGACCUGGGCUCCCAGAGGGAGGUGACGGGUGUCAUCACCCAGGGGGCCCGUGACUUUGGCCACAUCCAGUAUGUGGCAUCCUACAAGGUGGCCUACAGCAACGACGGCCGGCAGUGGACUGAGUACAAGGAGCCCAGGACCGGCAAGAGCAAGAUCUUCCGCGGCAACUCGGACAACAACUCCUACAAGAAGAACGUGUUCGAGACGCCCAUCCAGGCUCGCUACGUGCGGAUCCUGCCCGUGGCCUGGCACAACCGCAUCACCCUGCGUCUGGAGCUGCUGGGCUGCUAGUGGCCACCUGCCCCUCCCUCCCUGGUCCUCCUGCCUUCUGUGAGCCUGCUGCCUCCUCAGCCCUCCCUGAUUGUAACGGCUCUGAUGGAGGGCGGGGAGGGUGAGGGGGUUUUAGAGGCAGGGCCACCAGGCAGUCGCCUCUCCCUCCCACAUCCUCACCUCCACCUCUCACAGGCCCCUGGCGCCGGGCCCUUGCAUCGCCCCAUUUUCCUAGGCACUGAGGGAGUGGGGUAGGUCUGGGAUGGAUGGGAAAGGGUGUGUGGGUUCCCUGCAUCUCUCUGGACCUCUGACUCCAAGCUUGGGGUAGCUCUAGAAGUGCCUGUAUCUUCCCCAGCUCCUCUCCACACAGCACAUUCCCACAUCCCCGAGGAAGCCCAUGGCGCCAGGCUGGAGAUACAGCUUCCUGUCCAUCAGCCCUGGGGUACCAUGCUGCCACUGUUCCUGCUGCUUCCUGACCCCCUGGCACUCCUCUUAUCUCCCUGGAGACCUCUCUUGACCUUUGUCCUGAAGCCUAGUAAGACAGAAGGGGGCUGGGCAGGUCUAGAGAAAGACUGGGGAAGGAGAGGGGUUGGCUGGGUGGGCACGGGGGGCCCUCUGUGCUGGCUCUUCACCCCACAGUACACAGGCAGCUUCUAAAUAUAUUUAUAUUCUUCACUGGGA
Messenger RNA from Carlito syrichta (Philippine tarsier), 2066 nucleotides. It is a transcript of the gene MFGE8, whose product is annotated as milk fat globule-EGF factor 8 protein. Lineage: Eukaryota; Metazoa; Chordata; Mammalia; Primates; Tarsiidae. The transcript is spliced from 8 exons. The record is from RefSeq and is a predicted model, not a curated record. Bases 363 to 1406 code for a protein of 347 amino acids.